Messenger RNA from Amphiprion ocellaris (clown anemonefish), 10990 nucleotides. It is a transcript of the gene ago3a, whose product is annotated as protein argonaute-3. Gene Ontology annotation, molecular function: RNA binding; protein binding. Lineage: Eukaryota; Metazoa; Chordata; Actinopteri; Pomacentridae. The transcript has 19 exons. Gene Ontology annotation, biological process: regulation of stem cell proliferation; regulatory ncRNA-mediated gene silencing. The record is from RefSeq and is a predicted model, not a curated record. The coding region runs from base 765 to 3368 and encodes 867 amino acids.
CACCAUAUUUAGCUGGCUUGCCGAAGCCCUGCAGAGUUGAUCUGUCAAGCAGCCUGAAAAUCUUGACACUUAUCGGCGGAUACAGCGCGGCGUUGACAGCUUUUUUUGGCACCUGGAUACAAACUACAGAAGACGACGUCGUUGGAAUAUGGUGCUUGGGAAAGGGGGCCGUGUCAACAGCUGUUUUUAACGCGAUAAAAGUAGCCGUCGUCUGUCAGAAUUCCAACUAUCCAACAGCCUAGCUAGCCAGCUAGCUAAUUACAGUAGCUUCCCCCGAACGCUCGCUGUGCCGAAGAUACGAAUUUAUGUCGUCUCUUUUAAUGUUCAUAUAUCGGAAGGUAUUCAUUCGGACUCAAUGACCCCGCUGUGAUGAUAUCCUGACAGCUCCUCUCGUCCGUUCGAGGCACUUUCCUACGCCUGGCUAGCGAGCUAACUUAGCUAACUAGCAGGUUUUUACUGCCACAGCGUCUCGUUGAGCAACCAGUAGCUUUCGCCGUGGCAGUGAAAUCCGAUUGGAUACGUUGACCGUGUGCAAACGGCGGUUUGCGGGGACGUCGAAGACCCCUCGGCCGGCCAAACGACCGUACCGAAGGGUCCCCUCUGACAGUACGCAGGGAGGGGAGCUAGCACCACACCAGGACAGUCGGCCACUCAGCGCUGCAGAGGCGGUGCACUGCUGAAGGAGACACCGGAUUGAACGGAGGAAGAGUCCCAAACGUUUGACAACUGUGAUCCGGGAAGUGAACCGGGCAGGGACCUCAUGAAUGGAAAUCGGAACUACAGGAGCCGUUGGGGCCCAGUCCCUGUUCUCCAUGCCUCGGCGGCCUGGCUAUGGCACCAUGGGGAAGCCAAUCAAGCUGCUGGCCAACUGCUUCCAGGUGGAGAUCCCCAAGAUGGAUGUCUACCUCUACGAGGUGGACAUCAAGCCUGACAAGUGCCCACGGCGAGUCAACAGGGAGGUGGUUGACUCAAUGGUGCAGCACUUCAAGGUGACAAUCUUUGGGGAUCGCAGGCCAGUCUAUGAUGGGAAGAAAAGUCUGUACACAGCCAACCCACUGCCUGUGGCACCCACCGGGGUGGACCUGGAUGUCACACUACCUGGUGAGGGAGGGAAAGACCGACCUUUCAAAGUUUCCAUCAAGUUUGUGUCUCUGGUCAGCUGGCACAUGCUCCAUGAGGUGCUGACUGGACGCAGCAUGCCUGAGCCCCUUGAGCUGGACAAGCCCAUCAGCACCAACCCUGUACACGCAGUAGACGUUGUGCUGCGACACCUGCCCUCCAUGAAGUACACUCCAGUAGGUCGGUCCUUCUUCUCAGCUCCAGAGGGCUAUGACCAUCCUCUGGGAGGUGGGAGAGAGGUUUGGUUUGGCUUCCACCAGUCUGUGCGCCCUGCCAUGUGGAAGAUGAUGCUUAACAUCGAUGUGUCUGCCACCGCCUUCUACAAAGCCCAGCCAGUCAUCCAGUUCAUGUGUGAAGUACUGGAUAUCCACAACAUUGAUGAGCAGCCUCGUCCUCUCACAGACUCACACCGGGUCAAAUUCACCAAAGAAAUCAAAGGUUUGAAGGUGGAGGUGACGCACUGUGGAACCAUGCGGAGGAAGUACCGUGUCUGCAACGUGACCCGUCGGCCUGCCAGCCAUCAAACGUUCCCACUACAGUUGGAAAACGGUCAGACUGUAGAGCGUACUGUAGCCCAGUACUUCAGGGAGAAGUACAACCUGCAGCUCAAGUACCCACAUUUGCCCUGUCUACAGGUGGGCCAGGAGCAAAAGCACACCUAUCUGCCUCUGGAGGUGUGUAACAUUGUAGCUGGUCAACGGUGCAUUAAGAAGCUGACAGAUAAUCAGACCUCCACGAUGAUCAAAGCCACAGCUCGUUCUGCACCUGACAGACAGGAGGAGAUCAGCAGGCUGGUGCGCAGUGCCAACUAUGAGGCAGACCCUUUUGUGCAGGAAUUCCAGUUCAAAGUGCGCGACGAGAUGGCCCACGUGACGGGGCGAGUGCUACCCGCCCCCAUGCUGCAGUACGGCGGCAGGGUGAGCACAGAGCACUUUAUGAACCGCACUGUAGCCACACCCAGCCAUGGGGUGUGGGACAUGAGGGGAAAGCAGUUCCACACUGGGGUGGAGAUCAAGAUGUGGGCCAUUGCCUGCUUCGCCACACAGAGGCAGUGUCGGGAAGAAAUCCUCAAGGGUUUCACAGACCAGCUUCGUAAAAUCUCUAAGGAUGCUGGGAUGCCCAUCCAGGGCCAGCCAUGCUUCUGUAAAUACGCCCAGGGAGCAGACAGCGUGGAGCCCAUGUUCAGACACCUGAAGAACACCUACGCCGGACUUCAGCUCAUUAUCGUCAUCCUGCCGGGAAAGACUCCAGUCUACGCGGAGGUAAAGCGUGUGGGAGACACCCUCUUGGGAAUGGCAACUCAGUGUGUUCAGGUUAAGAAUGUGGUGAAAACAUCACCUCAGACCCUCUCCAACCUCUGCCUCAAGAUCAAUGUAAAGCUGGGAGGCAUCAACAACAUCCUGGUACCUCACCAACGACCAUCAGUAUUUCAGCAGCCAGUGAUCUUCUUGGGAGCAGAUGUUACACAUCCGCCAGCUGGAGAUGGGAAGAAGCCUUCAAUUGCAGCAGUGGUAGGGAGCAUGGACGCCCACCCCAGCAGGUAUUGUGCCACUGUGCGAGUCCAGAGGCCCAGGCAGGAGGUUAUCCAGGACCUGGCCUCUAUGGUGCGGGAAUUGCUCAUCCAGUUCUACAAGUCAACCCGCUACAAGCCCACCAGGAUAAUUUUCUACAGGGAUGGAGUUUCAGAAGGCCAGUUCAGACAGGUGCUGUAUUAUGAGCUGCUGGCCAUCCGUGAGGCCUGUAUCAGCCUGGAGAAGGAGUACCAGCCAGGCAUCACUUACAUUGUUGUGCAAAAACGCCACCAUACACGCCUCUUCUGUGCCGACCGCAACGAGAGAGUUGGACGUAGUGGAAACAUUCCUGCUGGUACUACCGUGGAUACGGACAUCACGCAUCCCUACGAGUUUGACUUUUACCUCUGCAGUCACGCUGGAAUACAGGGCACCAGUCGACCCUCCCACUACCAUGUACUGUGGGACGACAACUGUUUUACCGCCGAUGAAUUCCAGCUGCUCACCUACCAGUUGUGCCACACCUAUGUGCGCUGUACCCGCUCAGUCUCCAUCCCUGCGCCAGCCUACUAUGCCCACCUGGUGGCCUUCCGUGCACGCUACCAUCUGGUGGACAAAGAACAUGACAGCGCUGAGGGCAGCCAUGUGUCUGGUCAGAGUAACGGUCGGGACCCCCAGGCGCUGGCCAAAGCUGUUCAGAUUCACCAUGACACUCUGAGGACCAUGUACUUCGCCUGAGCUCCACCUACCCUCCCCGACCAUUGCCACCCUUAACACACACAUUAAAAACACACAGACACAACCAUGCACGCCUGGCUUGCCAGUCAAGGAGUCCUCGUAGGUGCAAGUCCCACCCUACCCCCCAACAUGCCUAGUCAAUCCGGACCUGACACUGUGCAGAGGAAAGCAGGGAGGAGGGAGGGGAGGAGGCACCCCCACACUGGACAGAGGAUGCAAACGCUGCUUUAAAAACAAACAAAACAGAAACUCAGCACUAUUAUGCAAUAUUAAACCAGCCAACUAGUUUAUUUUCACCCUUAUCAGGCCCCCUUUCCAUUGCCCCUCCUAUCUGUUCUUCCCUGUUUGUCUUCUUUACUUGUGACCUAGUGGAUGUUUUGUUUUUGCUUGUUUCUUUUUACGUUUCCUUUGCCACAGUCUUUCCUAAUAGUCUAUUAAUCUGCUCCUUUGCCAUCUCCAGUACCUCAAGUAAGUUUGAGCAGCAGCACUUUUACAUUCUGUCAGUUUUACUGUAGUUUGUCGUUGAUUGGCCCCAAUUAAACCCUAACACUCUGGCGUUAUCUAGAGGUGUUGGGUUUAUUUUGGAUUAUAGUUUCAUGGACCAGAGCGUCCUCCCAGUUGCCACUUUUAUUUUCCCUCUUGUUUCCACUCUUGUUCUGUCACUUUUCCCUGGUGUGUGAUAUCAACAGUUACUUGUAUGGAGCUACAUGUUCUUUUUGAACACACUGCCACCUGUUGGCGACGAGGUAUAAAUGCCCCCUAAAAGUCACAACAUGUAGUUGCUGUCAUGUAAGACUUCAGAUCAGUUUUGAUUUAUUUCUAACGGUUAGCUGUCACAUUUGAACAGGGGCAGUUUAUAUUGGCUGAUAUAUCAAUUGCUGAAUUGCAGCCAUCUAAGGAUUUUAUUUAAAGUAUAACACUGUUGUUUGAUUCUGGUUGUUACAUCUCUUGUGUAUUAUGUCAAACAUUUUACGAUUCUAACUUUUAAAAAUUACUUAAUCAUAUAAGCUUUUGUUUUUAACCUUAGUAAUCGUCAUGCAUUCAUUUCUCUCAGUGCUUUAUUUUGCAUUUCCCUCUUGAGCUUGAGAUGGUGGGUAAAUAGAGAUUAUGUUGAUGGUUUCCUCUAGUGCAAUAAUCCAUUGAACGAAGGGAAGUGAAUUUUAGGGGACUUAGACGACUCGAAAGUACAGUUACAUAUUUCAUUUGGAAGCACGUGUCCUCGAAAGGAGUAACGUUUGCAAGACCCUUUCAUGUAUUGCUCCUCUGUGAGUCGAUUGAUCAGCAUGUUUUAUGAGUUUGCCCUUGCUGUUGGGCAAAAAUGGUGCAACCGCAGUUUUGGUGAUUUUCUUGUUUUUACUUGAACUGAAGGAUUUUAUGCGCCUCUGUGGUUUGAGAAUACUUUUUGAUCAGUGGGCAUGAUUUCAGAAUUCCUGAUCAUCAGUUUGCUUCAAAGGCUGAUUUUCUUAAUUCUUAAGAAUAACAAAGCUUUUCACCUGACAGCAGCAAAGUGGAGUAUAAAGGCCAUAAAGAGGUAGUAUUCAAGUGCCUGGUGGAAGUUAAGUAUAUAAUGGUCAAAAGCUGCAUGACUUAUUAUAGGGAUCCUAUUUCAGUGGGGUAAAAUGAUCAAAAAGCAUAUUCCAACGAAUGGACAGCAUAAGAUAGUUUGAAGCGAGAAAGUUUCACCCGAUGCCUCUUAUUCUUCUCAACAACCGUCUACUGACUUUUCUAUACAUCUCAUUCAAAUCAACCUAAGAUCAAUAUAUUUAUUGUAUUUGCCUAUACAGCAGUGUUAGCUGUUGGCUUUGCUUCGGAGCAGCAUUCAAGCAAAGCAGGCCGAAGUUGUCUUUUUGCUUAAUAUUCACCAGACGUGGAUCCAGCUGCUACAGUGUGUUUGUAACUAAUGGGCCAGAUUCAUGGGCACGGAGUUAGACUUGUCAUGAACUAAUUCUUUCAAUAACAUUUUUUUCUUUCAAUCGAAAUCCGAGACCAAGUGUAGUUCCUGCCCAUGUAACUGGCCCAAAGUUGGGACUGGCUUCAGAACAAAGUCGAGGAGUCAAGUGGAUGACCAACAUUUGCUACAGAUGUACAGCCGACUGUUGAUGUGAAUUGCGUUUCUGGAUUACGGUUGUCAUGUAGCUCCUCUCAUCCGCUGAAGGCCUGAAGCUUGUUCGGGGGGUGUUUUUAAAAGUUAUCUGCACUAAAAGAAGCAUGUGUUUCGGGACUGAACACAAGCGUGGUGCUACUCUGUCUGAAACAGAAUUUGAAGCUGAACCUCUAUAUGAGACUGUGUAUGAGCAGAUGGGUAUGGUAGGAAAAAAAAAACAAAAAACGGUUAACCUCACUCUGAAGGACAGGAGAGGGAUCCACUGCUAUGGUUGGUGAAGGGAGGUAUAGGUUUAUGAUUUCAUGUGGGUUAGAUCAGCAUUGAGAACUUGUAAAUGGUACAAUGGCAGACGAGGUAUAACGUAGGGUCCUGCUUCCGCUGUUGCAUUUGACUGCCUUUCACAGGCUAGCCUUCCAGCGUGGAAGCCAGUGGGUUUGAGCCUUCAUGAUUUCACUAGUAUCUGAAAGCCUUUUUUAAAAAGCCAGAUCGAAAGUAUAUUUGUACAUUUUAAAUUAUGUAAUGCACACCACUUAUUUUUGCUAACAGAAAAAAAAUGUAGUCUAAUUAUUAAUCUUAGUAAUAAAUGUAUCAUGAUAAGUAAUGGUUAAAAAGGUAUAACAAAGUUUUAUUAUUGCAAUAGACUGUUGACUUGUUCCUGUGUCACUGUAUAACGUAUAGUGUAUGUGUGAACAGUGGUGGGAUUGUUCAAACUAGUGAUGUGUGUUUGGACUGUCAUACUGUUAUUGAUAGGGAUGUGGACUCAAACCACCUCUCGCUUUGAUGUUUGGAAAAAAAAACUUGCAAGAUGCUGAAUGCUUAUUUCUCUCCUUUAUUUGUAGAUGUUCAUACAAUUGGAUGUUUGUCUUUGAGGAGAAAAAAAGAUUAACAUAGUGUACUCUGAAAGCCUGUGUAUUAAAGCAUUACAACCCCAUUGUGACAACGGUAGAGUAGAAGAAGAGUUGGUUGAUAUAUUGAGCUUCUGCUCUUGAAUGUUCUCGGGUUUCCUGCAGCUGGUGCUGAUGCCUGCUCCUUAUCGAGAGGGAGAGUGAGAAGAAACGGGCAAGUGGUUUUGAAAGUCUUGGUGAUUCAUUUCAAAGUCAUGUGUGAUCAAAGAAUAACAUAACAAGGGGUAGUAGUUCUCCAUUCCUUUGUGUUAAAGCCUUGGGGGAUUUACGUCGGAUUGCAGCCUCUGUUGCUUUCCUCAGACCGGGUCUCCUUAUUCGAGCCACUUUGUGUGCACACAAAUACAAAGAGUUGGCCUCUGAGUAAAUCUGUGGUGUGACAAAGCCUGUAAUCUUAUUUUUGCUCUUUUUUUCCCCCCUCUUUGCUCCCAAACAUUUACUCCCCUGUGCCAGAGGACUACAUUCCAUGGCAGUACAAUCUCACCCAAUCCCCCUGGGAGGUUUAAGAAAGGUUAGAGCUGAAGGAUUAAAUAAUAGGAUAUAGUGUGAUUCAUUCAAGUUUGUGUGUGUGUUUUGGAAGGAAUCAAAGCUGUUGAAUGAAAGCAUUAUGUGGCAGGUUAUGUUGAAAGUUGAACAUGUUUGACGGGGAUAGGGAGGAUGAUUGACUCACUAUAUCUCUGCUGUGUGUAAUCGAUGUACAAGUUGUGUAUAAACUCCACCCCUGAGGGCAGUAGAACACAUGUUUACAUAGCAGAUGUGUUUGCCUCGCUUGCAUUUGAAAUGUCAUCAGCUCUGCUUUGCAAAUAUUAGCUUGUAGAGAAGUAACCCAACAUGAGCAAGACCAUUUUGGGCCUGUGGAAGUGAACACUCGAUGGGAUACCAAGACAAUAUUUAUUCGUCCAAUUAUUCCUCAACAGACAUUUGUGUUACAUAGCAGGGGAAAACUCUUGUCUGCACUCCCCAUUUCAUUUCAAAUUUUAGAUUUGUUUGACAUAUAAAGGUACGCAGAGCUCGCAGCUUGCAGAUAGCAGUGUCCUUCAGCUGAUGAAAAAACAUCUUACCUAAAAUCUGAAAACUGCCUUGUGAAGAAUUAAUUAACCCCUAAAGGUCAGUGUCUCCAUUUUUCAAUGGAAGUAAAGGUGUAAUUCCAUUUUUAGCAAUCGAUCAACGUCCCUGAUUUUGGUUGGUCUCUGUUUGCAGUGGAAAGUAGCAAUGGCGUGAGAAGAAAAGUCCACAGAAAGAAAGUGCCUUUCCUCUUGAUGGUGCUGUAAAUUGAAAGAUAAAAUGUAAAAUCAAAGAAAUAGAAUCUCCUUUUCAAAAAACACAUUGCAAUGCAGGAAUAGCUGCAUUUUACAAACACACACACACACACUCACUGUACAUGUUUGUUUUUUAAAGAUGGCAAUGCAUACUCGUGAUUCAUGUAUUUAGACAUUAAGCCUACAUAGAGAUAGAACAUUAUGCCAAGUAUAUGGUUGUGGUUGAGCGCUUGCUUCCUAGUGCAUUUAGUGUCUUGGACCAAUGGUGUUGUUGGUACAGUGGAAUGUGCAUUUGGGUGGGUUGGCGGGGGGUCGGGGAUGGGGUGGUUGGGGUCAUAGCUGACACUAGCGUGGUGUGACACAGCCCAGCCCACGAAUGACAAACAUAGCACAGCACUUUAGAGACUGCCACUCUCACUCAGACACAUAGCCAAGAGGUUUCAAUCUCUGUCCCUCCAGUCCUCUUUGUCCUCUUGUCUGGGAGGAGGAGAGGAUCCAAAGCCUCAGCAUAAACGAGGAAUCGAAGGGAUGUGUGUUACCAAACAAAGCAGUCCGACGUUAAAAGUGUGCCUCAUGCUCUCGUGACUUUGUUGUUGGCUCGGUUGAGUCAGUCUGCUCUCGGGUGGCGGUAUUCUCCCUGGAACUGCCACUCGACACUUUGUUACAGCUAGGGCUGGGUGUCAAAACACCAUUCAUCUCCCAGAUUUUUUUUUGGGCAUCAAAACGGCGCCGCAUGUUUUUGAAGAAAAGGCAGCCCAGAACUUUUUACAUCAGUAGAUUUUUGCACUGAGGAAUACGUUUUCUUCUUGAAUGGCAUUUAGUUUUUUUCACUAAGGAAGGCAAAAGAAAAAGCCUGAAUGGCGGAAAAUACUGUAAUCUGUCGCGUAGUGAAGUGCGCUUUCAUCCAGGUGUCAUUUUACAGCAGGUACAGAAAUGAAACUCACAGCCAGUGUCAGUAUUCAGACUUUUCUCAUGAUGCCCAGCCCUAGUAGCAGCUCAUGGCAUUCUUUGAUCCUAGUGCAAUGCCCUGCCAUGUGUCUUGUCCCUGAUGCAGGGAAUGUGUGCCCAGCAGUAUCCUUGUUUAGAGCCGGUAGGGUGUCGACUGAGAACCGAGGAUGGUCUGUAGUUCUGUGGGUACCUUUUCAGUCCAGGGGGUGAAAUCUUUCUAUUACAAGAAAUCUCAAAAAACACUGCACCUCACUUACCUUGGUAUGCUGCAUAUGUUAUACUACAUGAAAGAAAACUGCAGAUUGCUUUUAUUAUGACAUAUAAUGCUUGAGUAAUGCCUGAUUGCGAUAUUCUUAUACAGUAACUAUUUUAGAGUCAAAAUAAGUAUAACUGUAAAAAAUAUUCUGUUUUGUCUUAACACUUAUCCGACUUUGAAAAAUUGUUCUUGAGCCGACUUUUAUUUUGUUGUCCUAUUUAAAUGUGUUGUUCUUUAAAUAUAUAUAUGAAAUAUAUAUAUGCGGAAUAUUUUAUGGUGUAUUUAUUGAGAGUGCGUUUAAAGCGGCUGGAGUCUCCGCAUCAUUUUUGCAGCAUGGUGGGGGCGGAGCCAGGAGGAAGAGGCCUUUUUAGCCCCUCCCCCUCCAUGUUGACGCCUUAUUCUCCUAGACACGCAAGCACAACAAUAUGGAGGGGGAUGCGAGGUGGAGGAAAGAGGGGAGGCGGACUUGACUUGUCGCAGAGCGCAGUGUGUCAGGCGCUGGUAAACAUUUACAGGUCGACUCUCCCUCCCCCUUUCCUUGAUAUUCUUUAGCCUCCACUCUUCUUUUAAAACCUGAGAAGGCCAAACGCCAACCCCAACAUGUUGCAGCUCAUCUCUUGACGAAGGGAACCAUUUCUGAACCACACUGACUUGAUUGUCGAAUAGCUGACUUUUCAUCCCAAGCUGCUAAUUGGUACGUUAGCCAUGUAAAUUCCCCGAGCCAGUAAAGGGCAAGUGGAAGAGUGUAAAAUAUAACAUUUUUGAAAUUAAAAAAAAAAAAAACACGGCAGGGGAAAGAAGAAAAGAUGUUGGAAAGGCAAAAUUCUUUGGAUUAUGGUGAAAAAUUUUAGUGUGUAGGCGUUGCUUCCUUCUUCUAAUUGUCUCCUGUCAAGUUUUUUUUUUCUUGUGCCAGAGUAUUUUACAGCAGGAACAGGUCUCAUUCCAUAAGAAAAGACAUGCCUCAGCCUUAAGUGCGUUCUUAAAUAGUUGUCAGAAAUCUAUGUGACUUUGCAAUGCCUGUGUUUGGCGGCCUACCAAGAAAACUAGCCUACGUACUUGAUCUGCCUGAUUCCCCAACCGGCAUCCUCAUCUCUUCUCACUUCCCAUGUAAACCACUAACAGAACUUAGUGAACUCUGAUGUACGAAACGAAGUGUAAGUUUUUGAAAAUUGCUCCAUCUCAUUUGUACUGAUGUCAGAACAGAAACCAGGUCAGGGUCAAAUGGUAUUUGGAAAGAAUUCUUGUCAUCUUAGAAAUUCUGAAUAUACUACAUAUGCUAAUUUGACUUUUACACACUUGCCUGUGUUUUGUGUAAAUUGGUUGUCAUCGUAUUGUCAUUGAUGGCGUAUCCAAAGAACAGUAUUUUCAGAUACUUUUUGACCUGGGCCUGAUGAGAACCAGGAGGUUCCCCAGCAUGCUGGAUUUCAGAGACCUGUGCCUGUAUAAUGAACCAAGGAUGAACUGUGUUGUGAUGAAUUAUUGUUUUUUUUUUUCUUCUUUUUUUAAAGUUUCUGUUGGUUGUCCCUCACCCCAUCAGAGGAUCAGAGACAUGGACCUUUUGAGUGUUGUCAAUCCUGUUCCAAAGCUAGUAGGCCCUCUGUCCUUUAAACCGAAUCAUUUCUUGGUUUAAUACAUGUUUACCGUAAUGUUUACUCCCACAGCUAUCAGAUGUUUAGCCUGUUUUCAUGCCAUUUGCAUUCCAAACAACCUCAAACCAAAUAUUGCAGAAGAGAUUAGGCUCCCUAUGCCGGUUCAUGUAUACACAUAAUGGUUUUGAAGACAGAUAUUUGACAGCGGCCAAGGAUUUGAAAACACUUCAUUGUACUCUGAUUGUUCAAAUAAUCGUAUUGUCAAUGUAGCAUCACUCCUGUGUCAGUCUUAUUUCAAUCUGAAGAUCUUGGACUCUGAUACCUCUGAGUGAGGCACCAGCAAACAGAUGUAUACAUUGAACAGCAAACCUUCACCACCAGAUGAUCCAUGUCUCAGUCUCUGUGUUUUGCAAAGGCUCUGUUGUACCAACAGCUCUAUUCCUUUCAGUUUUAAAUGUCCUUCUUUUGUAACUCUCUCUUAUAGGUUGUUGGCCAUUUAGUGUUGCUUUGCUUCAGUUUGAAGUGCAUCUUUGACUAAUACUUGCAAUAAAAUGCUUUGCUUUA